UGUAUGGAAUGGGAACGGACCAGGAUUAUGAAGAGAUUAGGAUGGACAUGAAACCGGAAAUGACAUCUGACGUUCGGUCGAUACCGGAAAUGAUGUCAGGAAUGGACGGAAGAAAUAUCAUGUCUGACUCCAGCAUGAUGGGAAAUAGAAUGAGACCUUCAAUGUCAGGUAUGGACACGAGAACUGAAAUGACGUCUGAUAUGCGAACGAGACCGGAAAUGAUGUCUGAUAUGGAUAGAAGAAACAUGAUGUCUUUAUCUAGUUUGAUGGCAAAUAGGAGACCUGAAAUGAACAUGAGGACGGAAAUGACAUCUGAUAUGCAAUCAAGACCGGAUAUGAUGUCUGAUAUGCAAUCAAGAUCGGCAAUGAUGUCUGAUAUGGACAGAAGAAACAUGAUGUCUGAAUCUGGUAUGAUGACAAAUACGAGAACCAGCAUGUCUGACAUGGGCAUGAUGAACGUGAGGACGGAAACGACGUCUGAUAUGCAAGCAAGACCGGAAAGAAGAAGUAUGCUUUCAGAAUCCAAUAUGAUGAGCUCAAGCAGAUCGAUGCCUGACAGACCCCGGACAAUGGAUUCUGGUAUGAGGAGAGAGAUGGGUUCACCUACAAUGCGAGGAAUGAUGUCCGACAUGAUGCAAGAAGAAAUGUCAGGCCUGGGCACACCUGAUAAAGUUCCUAUAGAAACGCGAAGCACUGGAAAUGACCAGUAUAUUAUGGAAAGAGAUACUCCAAUGAAAUUCCAUUAUAGUUUUUCCCGCCAAAAUGAUGGCGAAAUGGUGAACUUGCUCAGUGACCGUGCUCAUGUGUUGGCAACAAUGAGUAAAAGAUCAGCAGAAAUGAUGAACGCACGGAGCAUCGAAGACGUCCGGGAAAUAAUGGAUGAUCCCUCUUAUCAAGAGAUGAUGCGGCGAGAGUUUUCUCCCUUCUGCUAUCAGCAGCCUCGCUGUGACCCCACCCAGAAGUACCGCUCCGCCUGCGGGGCCUGUAACAACCUUAGAGCGCCCCUGUAUGGGAAGUCCUUCACACCCUUCCGUCGAAUUGUACCCUCAAAGUAUGAAGAUGGUAUCGAAGCACCAAGAACCAGAAGUGUCCUGGGAGGCAGCUUACCGUCUGCACGUGACGUCAGUAAUGCCGUCCACCAGGAACGUGCGACAAGUGUUAACGCCGUCAUUACGCCGUUUGUCUAUUCCUUCGGGCAAUUUCUUGACCAUGAUUUUACUAGCACACCUUUAAUGGAAGAUGAAAAUGGAAAUUUGAUUGAAGACUGCUGCUCAAACCCAGAAAGGUUUGAGUGUUUCAGCAUUCCCGUGUCAUCAAAUGAUCCCUACUUUACUGACCCUACCAGAAAGUGUAUUCAUGUGGUACGAGCUGACAUAGCACCCCCGCUUGACUGUUCCUCAGGAAUUCGCCAGCAACAAAACCAGAGAUCGUCCUUUAUAGAUGGCACCAUGAUAUACGGAUUCAAUAGUGCAAAAGAAGAUUCGUUACGGAUUGGUGAAAUGGGUUUCCUGAAGGUGAGUGAGGAUUUUCCUGACACCAAUGGAAUGCUUCCAAAGAGUGAAGAGGACAGCUGUAACAUACGGGACGAGGACAGACAAUCACCGGAAACACAGCACUGCUUCGACUCAGGUGACCACAGACAAGCAGAGAACCCGCUACUCACUGUCUUACACACCGCCUUCGUCCGCCGUCAUAAUCUCAUAGCGACUUUACUCCGGGAGAAUUUCGGUGUUACAGAUGAUGAGCUCUUGUUCCAAGAGGCCAAACGUAUGGUUAUUGCAGAGUUACAGCACAUUACAUACAACGAAUUCCUCCCCAUAGUACUGAAUAAGAGAAUAAUGAAAAUGUACAGUCUGAAAAGUAAGCCGGCACAUGACCGUGUGUACAAUGAUUCAGCAGACCCAAGGAUCAUCAAUGCAUUUUCCACUGCUGUAUUCAGAUUCGGUCAUUCUUUGGUUAGACAGGUAGUCGGGUCAGACAAUGGAGAUAUUGUUUAUCUAGAUCAAUUGCAUAAACACUUUGACCGACCUCGAAUGACCUUGACUGGAAAAGGCUAUGGACAUGAGUAUGUGACGAACUGGCAGGCAAGAACAGGGGCGUCACAGCCAGAUGGUUACGUUGUAGAUGCCAUUCGUAAUAAACUGUUUCAGGCAGAGUCGUCUUCACUAGGUGGAGCCACACUAAGCUUUGACCUCCCUGCUAUGAAUAUUCAAAGAGGGAGAGAUCACGGACUGCCCGGAUACAAUGAGUAUAGAGAGUGGUGUGGACUUCCUCGAGUUCGCCAUUUUGGAACUUGGAGAUUAGGACUUGUAGAUCACGAUGGAAGAGACGCAGCAAAACUCCGAGCUAUUUACAGGCACCCGGACGACAUUGAUCUUUUUGCUGGCGGUUUGUCGGAGAGACGCCUCCGCGGCGCGUUAAUCGGUCCUACUUUUGCGUGUAUCCUGGCUUACCAGUUUAAACAGCUAAAGGUUGGAGACAGAUACUGGUAUGAGAAUCCACAUCCUAUCUACGGAUUUUCAACUGAGCAAUUGAAAGAGUUGAAAAAAGUAAGUCUGGCUAAGGUUAUAUGUUCCACAGCAGAGGAGGGCCACAUAAUGGACAUCCAGCCAAAUAUUAUGAUCCGCGCCAGCAAAAAAAACCCUCGGAUGACCUGUAACCAGGUUUUAGGAGGGGGUCACGAGCUGGGGUAUCACAUCGAUGUGUUUGGAACCAACUUUCCAGGUCAUCGGAGACCGGUAAUGAGAAGCAUGCCGCGACCGAUGCGCCGGCUGAGGCGGAUCUACCCGUAUAACCCCACACUGCAGCAUCUCUUCAGAAACAGACUCCACAUUAAAAGCCUUGCCAGAAAGGUCGUGAUACCCAGGAGGAGGAAACACAGGAGGCGGAUCAUAGUCAGUAGGCGGAGGCCCCUUCUGUUUAGGCCCGUGUUAUCACGACGUCGUGUACCUGGGAUUGUAUUAGGCUGAAAUAUAGUAUUUUUAAAAAAUUGGUUUUGCGAUGAUGUCAACACAAGUUAGUUUUGUCGGGAGUUUUUAAAGGUUGUGACAAUGGGCAUUAACAUCAUGUAUACAGUUGAAGCUUUCCUACUGUUACAUAGCUAAGCUUAUAUGAUGCUGGCAGAUCUCUAAGGAUGUAUUAUACACUAUGCUUAUUGUGUGCCUUAAUCCAUGAAACCCUUUGCUCUUUUUAUUUUGUCCAAUAAAAAUGUAUAUAAAAUCAGUAUCAUAUUCUCUUCAACUACAGAGAAUCAGUGAACAUUUGACAUCAUAAGUCUUGCGUGUUGAUUGCUAUAAAGAAAAUUUUGUCAAAGUCGGAUCCAAUGUAAAUGUUUAAAAAUAUUUUGAGUUUCGCUAAAUUUAAAAGCUGACUACUUUUUUACUUGCAGCUUGUGAUAAACCUAUUGAUAAUAAUAUUACAGCUCACGAAAACUGAAGGUAAAAAUAAUAUUCUAGACCUCGGGAUUUUAAUAAACAUGUCACAAAGCAGUCCAGGUUACAAUACAAAAUUUCAAUAUUCACGAGCGCAGAUUU
Messenger RNA from Saccostrea cuccullata (small rock oyster), 3533 nucleotides. RefSeq names its product peroxidase-like protein. The record is from RefSeq and is a predicted model, not a curated record. Bases 9 to 2969 code for a protein of 986 amino acids. The transcript has 12 exons. Gene Ontology annotation, biological process: response to oxidative stress. Lineage: Eukaryota; Metazoa; Mollusca; Bivalvia; Ostreida; Ostreidae. Gene Ontology annotation, molecular function: peroxidase activity; heme binding.